This is a messenger RNA of Oncorhynchus nerka (sockeye salmon), 767 nucleotides long. RefSeq names its product methionine sulfoxide reductase B3 (gene msrb3). Gene Ontology annotation, biological process: protein repair; response to oxidative stress. Bases 303 to 752 code for a protein of 149 amino acids. The record is from RefSeq and is a predicted model, not a curated record. Gene Ontology annotation, molecular function: peptide-methionine (R)-S-oxide reductase activity. Gene Ontology annotation, cellular component: cytoplasm. The transcript has 4 exons. Lineage: Eukaryota; Metazoa; Chordata; Actinopteri; Salmoniformes; Salmonidae.
UAACUAAGAAGUCCACAGUAGACAUUUCCCACUAUAGUGCCAAGCUGCAAAGUCGAAAUUGCCAUAAAUCGUGAAAAAUGUAUGAAGACGUCAAUUCGCUUUUUGCUCUUCAUUUAAGCGUAGGUCAGGCACACGUUUAGGAGUAUAGUUAAUGUUACCGUUAGUUUUGAAAUCCGAUUUUUAAAGAAGAUACAUUGUAGAACUUCCGGGUUUUGCAGCUUGGCCAUAUAGUGCCAACCCCUCAGACAGGCCAGCGGUGUGUUCUCCGUUUCUCUCGUCUCACUGAGUUGUGUUCACAGCUAAUGCACGGACACCGGACGGACCGCCCGUCUGCCAGUGGGUUGACGAUCUGCGGUACUUUGUUGUCCCUGCUACUUUUUACAGGAACCUGCCGGACCAAGAAGACAUGGCCCAAGUCCUUCUCUCAGGAGGAGCUGAAGAAACGUCUCUCCCCCAUUCAGUUCCAUGUCACCCAGGAGAAAGGAACAGAGAGUGCCUUCAGAGGGGAAUACACCGAAUAUAAAGAGGAUGGGAUCUACACCUGUGUCGUCUGUGGCUCCCCUCUGUUCAAGUCCGAGACCAAGUUUGACUCUGGAUCAGGUAGGUUUGAUGCAGCAAACGUUUUAACCCUCACACGUUAUUUCAUGACUUCAUCUGACACCGACCAACCGCCUCACAAGUCAAGGCAACGCCGAGGACGAGUCACCUUGUCUUGUUUUACUUCACUUGCUUCAUGGCAAAAUACAUGGUAGAAUAUACCUUGUAGU